Messenger RNA from Penaeus vannamei (Pacific white shrimp), 3256 nucleotides. The record is from RefSeq and is a predicted model, not a curated record. Lineage: Eukaryota; Metazoa; Arthropoda; Malacostraca; Decapoda; Penaeidae.
GGGUGAAAAGAAAGUGAUAUGCAACAAAUUUGUGCAGUCAUCUCAGGUCACGUGCCUCACCUGGCCACUGGAGGGACCCAUCAUCUUUGGCCUUCUUGAGGGGAAAGUACGAGCUGCCAACAUAAAGAGCAACAAAAGCCAUACCCUGUAUCAGACUGAUUCAUAUGUUGUUUCUCUCACCCCAAACUUGAGAGGAACUGCAUUUUUGGCUGGUCAUGCAGAUGGUUCGGUAGUGCGGUAUUAUGUGAGUGAUGAUCCAUAUGCAGAACCACAGGGUAAGAUUAUUUCCCAUCCUGUACCUCCUUAUGCAAUGGCCUGGACCAACAACAAUAUUAUCAUUGCUGGUUGUGACAAGCGUAUUAUAAUGUACAACAAAUCGGGUAAAAUACACCAGCAGUUUGACUACAGUAGAGAUGAAACAGAGAGAGAAUUCACAACCGCAGUUACAAGUCCAAGUGGGCAAGCUCUUGUGAUUGGCAGUUAUGACAGAUUACGGAUCUUUGAUUACAACACUUCACGUGGAAUGUGGGACGUCAAGGCAAACCGUGAGUUUCAAGGAUUCUAUACCAUUACUGCCUUAGCUUGGAAAAGAGAUGGGUCAAGGCUGGUGUGUGGGACACUGUGUGGAGCUGUUGAAUUGUUUGAUUCAGUUCUGAGACGGACAGUUUGGAAGAACAAAUGGGAGAUGACAUAUGUGGGUCCCUCACAAGUGCUCGUCAAACCCCUAGCUGGGUCUGGUCCAUUUGGCAGCCGAGGUGUGAUUCUCAGAUCACAGUAUGGCUUUGAGAUUCAUGAUGUCAGGAUAAUGGGCAAGGAUAGAUACUUAGUGGCAAGAACCAAUGAAACAAUCUUGCUUGGAGAUCUACACAGAAAUUUGCUUAGUGAAGUUCACUGGGGUGCUGAACCAGGCACAGAGAAAUUCUAUUUUGAUAAUGAAAAUGUCUGCAUGAUCUUCAGUGCCGGAGAACUCUCAUUGGUUGAAUAUGGCAACAAUGAUAUUCUGGGAUCUGUGAGAACUGAAUUCAUGAACCCACAUCUAAUCAGCGUAAGGCUGAAUGAGCGCCGUCAGAGAGGCAUUGAGGACAACAAAAAAAUGGCUUAUUUAUUAGAUCUGAAGACAAUAUGUAUGGUGGAUCUAGUCUUUGGCGUAACAGUUGGUCAAGUUACUCAUGACUCUCGAAUUGACUGGCUUGAGUUGAAUGAGACGGGAACACAACUUUUAUUCAGGGACAAAAGGCAAAGACUGCUGCUCAUCAAUGUUGGUUCAUUACAGAAGACAUCUAUACUAAAUUACUCAACUUUUGUACAGUGGGUGCCAGGUAGUGAUGUGGUGGUAGCACAGAGUCGAGAGCAACUUUGCGUGUGGUACAACAUUGAUAUUCCUGAGCGUGUCACAACAUUCCAAAUCAAAGGAGAGGUUGUGGAUGUGGAAAGAGCUGAUGGGCGAACAGAGGUUAUAGUACAAGAUGGAGUCCAAGAGUUGUCUUAUGCACUUGAUGAAGGACUUAUUGAGUUUGGAACAGCUGUUGAUGAUGGAGACUUUUUGAGAGCCAUGAAUUACUUGGAGUCAUUGCCUAUGACUGCUGAAGCGGAAACAAUGUGGCGUACACUUGCCAGGCUUACACUAGAAGGGCGUCAGCUGUAUAUUGCUGAAAGAUGUUUUGCUGCCUUAGGAGAUGUAUCCAAAGUGAGGUACCUGCAAGGCAUUAACCACAUCAGGCAACUUAUUCAAGAGAAUUCAGGUGAAGAUGGGGUGAACCAUCAUGAAGUGCAGGCUCGACUAGCCAUUCUGGAUAAACAGUUCAAAACUGCAGAGAGUAUCUAUCUAGAUUACAAUAACCUGGGUGCUGCUAUGGAGAUGUAUCAGGAGCUACACAAAUGGGAUGAAGCUGUUCAGCUGGCAGAAGUUAAGGGACAUCCAGAGGUGGAAUCCCUUCGAAGAGCACACUUGCAGUGGCUUCUGGAGACACACCAAGAGGAGAAGGCCGGACAAAUGAAAGAGGCUGAAGGUGACUACAUGGCUGCUAUCAACAUGUAUCUCAAGGCUGGGAUGCCUGCAAAAGCUUCAAGAUUGGUCUCUAGUGUUGAUGAACUGCGUGAUGAUCCAGAUCUAGUUGGCCGCAUUACCAAUGCACUUCUCAAAGUUGAACUAUAUGAGCAAGCAGGAGAUUUGUAUGAGAAGGUUGGUCAACCCCAAAAAGCCAUGGAAAGUUAUCGAAGAGGCCAGGCUUAUUACCGUGCUGUAGAAUUAGCCAGACAUCAUUUCCCUGGAGAGGUAAUAAAAAUUGAAGAAGAAUGGGGUGACCUGUUAGUUUCUAAUAAGCAAGCAGAUGCAGCUAUAAGUCAUUACAUUGAAGCAGGACGUACACUCAAAGCACUAGAGGCAGCAAUCUCUGCUCGUCAGUGGAAGAAGGCAGUCCAAAUCAUAGAAGUGAUAGAUGAUGAAGUUUCACUAAAGCCUCAUCUGCUGAAACUAGGGCAGCAUUUUGCCUCUCUAAAUGACCUUAGAAGUGCAGAAAAGUUCUAUGUCAAAGGUGGCAUGUACAAAGAAGCUAUUGAGAUGUACAACCAAGCAGGAGAGUGGGAAAGAGCUCACCAGCUUGCUAGUCGUCACAUGGGUGCAGAUGAAGUGGCGGUGAUGUAUGUGAACCAAGCACAAGUCCUUGAGGGCCAAGGAAAAUUCAAAGAGGCAGAAAAAUUGUACAUUUCUGUGCAUGAGCCAGAUCUUGCCAUCACUAUGUACAAGAAGCAACGACAGUAUGAUCAGAUGAUGCGGCUUGUAAGAGAAUACCAUCCUGAUUUAGUGCAGUCAACCCACUUACACCUUGCUGGUGAGCUUGAGCAAGAGAACAACUACAGAGAUGCAGAAAAACACUAUGUUGCAGCAGAGGAUUGGAAAGCUGCUGUCAAUAUGUACCGCAGUGUUGAUAUGUGGGAAGAUGCUUAUAGGGUAGCAAAACAGCAUGGUGGAGCUAAUGCAGGAAAACAGGUUGCUUUCCUGUGGGCUCGCACACUUCGUGGAGAUGCAGCUGUGAAGCUUCUAAAUAAAUUUGGAUUACUUGAACAGUGUAUUGAUUAUGCUUGUGAGAGCAUGCAGUUUGAAUUUGCCUUCGAGCUGGCACGUACAGCCAUGAAGCAAAAGGUACCAGAUAUUCACUACAAGUAUGCUAUGGCAUUGGAAGAUGAUGGCAAGUAUAGUGAAGCAGAAUCUGAGUUUAUCCAGGCAGGGAAGCCAAAGGAAGCUGUGCUCAUGUGA